This is a messenger RNA of Micropterus salmoides (largemouth bass), 1937 nucleotides long. It is a transcript of the gene mlst8, whose product is annotated as MTOR associated protein, LST8 homolog (S. cerevisiae). Gene Ontology annotation, cellular component: TORC2 complex; TORC1 complex. Gene Ontology annotation, molecular function: protein binding. Gene Ontology annotation, biological process: regulation of actin cytoskeleton organization; TOR signaling. The coding region runs from base 139 to 1119 and encodes 326 amino acids. The record is from RefSeq and is a predicted model, not a curated record. The transcript is spliced from 9 exons. Lineage: Eukaryota; Metazoa; Chordata; Actinopteri; Centrarchiformes; Centrarchidae.
CGGAACCUUUUAAACAUCGUCUGUAUGUUGCUAACGGACACGUAACGGGGACGUACUGAUUUGUCGUCAACACGAACAACUAAAGUACCGUCCGUCCGUACAUGCCUCGCUCUGAGCAGUGACAGCCAGCAGUCCAGCAUGAAUGUGAACCAGGGCACGGUGGGCAGCGACCCAGUCAUUCUGGCCACGGCUGGAUACGACCAUACGGUCCGUUUCUGGCAGGCCCACAGCGGGAUCUGCACCAGGACAGUUCAGCACCAGGACUCUCAAGUAAACUCACUUGAGGUCACACCUGACAGGAGUAUGAUUGCAGCAGCAGGUUAUCAGCACAUCCGCAUGUACGACCUGAACUCCAACAACCCCAACCCAGUGAUCAACUACGACGGCGUCAGCAAGAACAUCACCUCUGUGGGUUUCCACGAAGACGGACGCUGGAUGUACACAGGAGGAGAAGACUGUAUGGCUCGCAUAUGGGACCUUAGGUCAAGAAAUCUACAGUGUCAGAGGAUAUUCCAGGUCAAUGCUCCAAUCAACUGUGUAUGCCUGCAUCCCAACCAGGCAGAGCUGAUUGUUGGAGACCAGAGUGGAGUGAUUCAUAUCUGGGAUCUGAAGACCGACCACAAUGAACAGCUGAUUCCUGAGCCGGAGGUCUCAGUCAACUCAGUUCACAUUGACCCAGAUGCCAGUUACAUGGCAGCGGUCAACAGCUCGGGAAACUGUUAUGUGUGGAACCUUGCUGGAGGCAUCGGAGAUGAGGUGACUCAGCUUAUUCCCAAGACUAAGAUCCCUGCACACAAACGCUACUCACUCCGCUGCAAGUUUAGCCCUGAUUCCACCCUGUUGGCCACCUGCUCAGCAGACCAGACCUGCAAGAUCUGGAGGACGUCCAAUUUCUCUCUGAUGACGGAGCUGAGCAUCAAGAGCAACAAUCCCGGAGAGACGUCUAGAGGCUGGAUGUGGGACUGUGCUUUCUCUGGAGACUCCCAAUACAUUGUCACUGCCUCGUCCGACAACCUGGCCCGCCUGUGGUGCGUGGAGACCGGCGAAAUCAAGAGGGAGUACAGCGGCCACCAGAAAGCUGUGGUGUGUCUAGCUUUCAAUGACAGUGUGCUGGGCUGAGAAGGAGGAGGAGGAAUGAGACAGGAGAUGGCAGGCAGUGUGGACAGAAAAGCGACUCUUUGGAAGAUGUGCCUCAAUUCACAGAGGUGCGCUGGGCAUUAAUGGGAAUUAUUAAAAAGCUUCCCAGAAAUGAUCAUCUUGAGAAAGCGGAGGCUUGUGUCUACAGUGCUCCUCCUUGCCAGAUGCCUGCAAGUAUUCUGAAUAGCAGCAAGGCCAUAAAGUAACAAUCCACUUUAAAUGACCAAGCACCCCAUUUUACACCAACUUUAAGCGGCCGGUCAGGAACGCGUCUGUACUAACAGUAUAGGUCUGAAUAAAAUACAUGAUCAUUUUCAUCAGGUACCCUUUAUGUUUUUAACUUCAUCGCUCUAUGCACAAUAGGAGAUCCGUUUCAACCCUUUUUUUGUUAUAGUGUACCAUAUUUAUUGUCAUUCUUUUUUCAGUCUAAUCAAGAAACAGUGGCUCAAAAAUUCAAUAAACAGUCUUUUAUUGGGCAGAUGAAAACACUCUCAUUGCAACAGAAACGGUUACACAUAAUUACACUGCAGCAGUGGGUUACAGGAAAUACAAUUAUCAGCACGUACAAAAAAAGGGGAUCUUUCUUCUGUAAUCUCUGAGGUGUGCCACCAGAGAGGGUAUUACACAUGAAGAGAGUGACGACGGGGCUUUGGCAAUAACCGUGACAGCCUGUCUCCAUCUCUUCUGUCUCGGAAGCAUGGAAAUGGACUGGGAGGGUUGGCUGCUUUACUGGCGGCUGUAUGGCACGAAGGAAACAGUCAAAGCUGGCUUUUGUUCUUUUUUUUUUUUUCUUUUUUUUU